This is a messenger RNA of Spirometra erinaceieuropaei, 1839 nucleotides long. NCBI's taxonomy places the organism in Eukaryota, Metazoa, Platyhelminthes, Cestoda, Diphyllobothriidea, Diphyllobothriidae. The record is from the annotation of a GenBank genome assembly.
AUGUCGCACCGGAAAACCCAUUCCCUGCUAAGAGAUGAACAAAAGGCCCUAAGGGAGCUGAAAGCGGACACCGAAAUAGUUAUUCUGCCUGCUGACAAAGGCCGGUCAACCGUCAUCCUCGACAAGGUGGACUACCGACGCAAAGCCCUCCUGCUCCUCAACGAUCGAGAGUCCUACAAAGUCAGCGACGCCGCCAGUCUAAAGUCCCUAGUGGCAAAGGUUAACAGAAUUCUGGCUCGACUAAAAAAGGACAAGGUCAUCACCGUCAAAGACUGGUAUAUGGCAAAGCCCACAGAAACCGCUAUGGCGAGAUUCUAUGGUCUCCCAAAAGUACACAAGCCAGAUGUUCCCCUCCGUCCUAUCGUCUCGCUCCGAGGCACACCCACAUACGGGCUUGCAAGCUGGCUAUUUCAGAAGCUAAGAUUCCUAACUGCAGGCUCACAAACAACGGUGCACUCAGCAGAACAAUUCCUUGGCAAAAUAAGGGCAGUCACGAUCGAACCGAAUGAAAGGAUGGUGUCUUUUGACGUCGUCUCACUCUUCACGUCCAUACCACAGGCCCUUGCGGUCGAAAAGCUCAGUGAUCUGCUACGUCAAAAUUACGACGGGGGCGAUGGCCAGCCCACAGCUCAGGAUCUCAUAGAACUCAUGGGGUACUGCCUCAAGACAUUCUUUACCUUCGAAGGGACCACAUACGAGCAGAUCAAGGGCACUCCAAUGGGUUCACCAAUCUCCGGACUCAUUGCCGAGGCAGUUCUACAAAAACUCGAGAGACGACUAUUCGAGGAGUACAAGCCCAAGUUUUGGGCACGCUACGUUGAUGACACCUUCGUCAUCAUAGACCAGGAUAAAAUCAACUACUAUGCGGAAGUACUGAACUCAAUUAUGCCCGAUCUACGGUUCACGAUGGAAGAGGAAGUCGAGGACAAACUUCCAUUCUUGGAUGUUCUCAUCUGCCGCCAACCAAAUGGCGAACUAGCGACGUCAGUCUACAGAAAACCGACGAACACGCUGCAAAUUGUCAGCUACAACAGCAACCACCCGCCACAACACAAACGAAGCUGUGUCCGCACGCUGUACCGACGGGUGGAAACUCAUUGCAGCACGCCAGCCGCCAAACUGAAUGAGAUAAAGCUCCUCCGAGAACUUUUCAGAGCCAAUGGCUAUCCGCGGGCAUUCAUUGAACGAAGCCGGAGACAGCCAAAGAAACGGAACGAGGAGCAUAGUCAGCCAAACUCGUGGCGGAGCAUUCCGUACAUUAAAGGGGUCUCCGAAGUCGUGGCUCGAUCACUCGCGCCACUCGGAAUAGGUGUUGCCCACAGGCCUGACUCAACAAUCCGCCGGCAAGUGAUGCGGCCGAAAGAUCCCAUCCCUAAGCAGGAGAUGUCGGCCGUUGUCUACCGACUUCAAUGCAGCUGCGGAAGUUGCAACUACGUUGGGGAAACCGGCCGACGGCUGCAAACGCGAAUGCACGAGCAUAAGUUGGCCGUGCGAAGGUUGGACCCAAAGUCGGAGGUAGAAACCCAUGCCGCGCAAAUGGGACACAUCUUCAACUUUGACGCCGUUGAGAUUGUGGGCCGGGGCGGCGAUCACACAGCAAGGCAAGUGCAAGAAGCCUGGAUGUCCACCGACCGCUCUGUCAACCGCCACAUCAAUUUGCUCCCCCCUUAUCUGACUUUACGAACUUUCUUAGCGGGGGACAGUCACGGCGCGGGACAAUCGGGGCCGUCAGUCAUCACCGCGGCCGACGGGAGCGAUUCAGGUCACGGUGACAUGCGGGUUGGAUGCAGCCACACAGGCGGCAUUGGCGGAUCACACAUUGGACAAAGGGCGCCAUAA